CACCGGCCGCGCGAGAGGCCGUCUUCACGCUGGCGUUGUACGUGAUUCCGUUCGGCCAGUGGGCCGAGGAGCAGGUCGUGCCGGACGGGAUGGGCACGGACGCGGAGCCCCCGACCGGCCCGCACCUGCUCUCCUUAGCCGACAUGGGAGCCCUAGGAUUCGACUGUGCUCUGAAGCCUGCGCCGGCGCUCACCCCAGGUGGUACGCCCGCCGACCUCAACACGCCAGUCACCACUUCGGAUCUGCCCGCCUUCUUCCCGAGCCUUUUGGAACCACCACCUAUAUCAGGUACAUUACCUGGUGAUGAACUAUCAUUGGGGUGCUCCCCUAGGCGACACAAGCAUGAAGCAUCGCUGUCGCCCGGCGCACGCGCAGAGGAUGCCAGUAAUGCGUCGAGCGCGAGUGCUUCAUUGUAUGGCCCAUCUACCGGCACUACUAAACGUGCCCCUUCACCGCCUCUGCAGUGGCUGAUCCCUUCGGCCCCCGGAGCUGGAGGCGUUGAAAAAUACUUUCAACAAGACUAUGAGGAACGCGUUGAACUACUCCCGCCCGAGUGCCAGCCUUCUUACUGUCCGCAGCCGCAGGCAUGCCCGGCGCCUCAACACUGCGAAUACAGACCGCCGCCACCUCAGCCGCAACCGCAACACUCUUGGGAGUCUCAAGAAUACGCGAGUGCACCGCAACCCACACCUGGGCCUUCCGGUUUGCCAAAACGCGAGCCCUAUCCGAGCCCGAGUGGAGCACCAGUGCAACUCGCAGAGUACAACCCUUCAACGAGCAAAGGACACGAAAUCCUAUCGCAAGUGUACCAGCAAAGCACGCAACCAUUGAGGCUAGUCGCUGUGAAGCCGCGGAAAUAUCCUAACAGGCCGAGCAAAACGCCCGUCCAUGAACGACCAUACGCGUGUCCUGUCGACGGUUGCGAUCGCCGAUUCUCACGGUCUGACGAAUUAACGCGGCACAUUCGCAUUCACACCGGACAGAAGCCGUUCCAGUGUCGCAUAUGUAUGCGUUCCUUCAGCAGGUCGGAUCAUUUGACGACCCAUGUGCGGACCCAUACGGGAGAAAAGCCCUUCGCAUGCGAUGUUUGCGGCCGCAAAUUUGCGCGUUCAGAUGAAAAGAAGCGACACGCUAAAGUGCAUUUGAAGCAGCGGCUGAAAAGGGAGCGCGGCGGUGGUGGCCCGGCGCACCACCACGAACCGCACUCGCACGCGCCGCUCUAGCAGGCAGACCUCGCGGCCGCACCCUCGCCCGCACAUUCCAGUGACGGCGGUGAUGCGUCCGCGACCACCUACGAGACCUCAGAGUCUGAUUAAAUGAACUUUAUACCUUCACGCUGAAGUUAUCAAAUAAUUUCAUCGCAUAAGUGUUAAUGAAUGGUCUUUAACGAAGCUUUAUUAACUCUACAGUUUGUAAAUUCACUGAAAUUUAUAUAUAUAUAAUAUAUAUAGGUAUAUAUAUAUAUCUUUUUAUACGUAUUCGUAAUUAAUGUAAGAAUGAGCUCGUUGUAUUUAUUUAGAUAGGUAGAUUAAUUGAAUGAACAUGAUUGGGAUCAAACGUGAUUACCUACGAAGUGAUGCGGCCUAAUGACCAGUACCCGCAACUACGUACGUUUGCAAAGUGUGAGGAUCCAUGCAUCUGCGCAGGCAACUUUUCUAAAGUUUUACCAUACUAUCGUCUUGAACGUAGCGAAAACAUAUCUGUCUGUCUGACGAUAGUACAUAGUUAAAAGUACUCUUCUAAAAUUAUGAGUGAAUGUGUUGAUUGUGAUCGUAAAUAAAGUGAUACAUUUACAAAAGAGCCCAAUCGCAGGUAAUUGCAAGGCAAAGGACGUGUACAUCGCGAAAAAAAAUUAUAUCGAACCAAAUUACCGAAUAUUAAGGUACAGCUGUCCGCAGUACACCUUUGGCCACGAUUACCUUUUGAGGAUUCUUGGUAGACUAAAUAAUAUUCUUAUACUUGACAACUAACGUGAAACUGUGCCAUUAAUUUAACUUUACAACGUGCCACUGCAAUUUUAUUUUAAUACGUACUAAGUGUAACACGACUGCUAAAUAAGGGAUAACUUAUAAUUAUUUUAUUAUAUUUCUAGUCGAAUUGAAGUAAAAAUGGGAGUGUGAGAUUGUCGGCUAUUGUUAAUAUUUUUUUUUAUAUCUAUCUCUUUUGUAUAAAAAUAGAACAUUAUUUAGUUCUAGACAGCAGCUGUCUUUCUUGCUCAAAUGAUUCAUUUUAACAAAAUUUGCUCAAUUUAUCUUUUCUUUUUACGAAACUAUUAACAUUCUUACUUUUUAUACCUCCGUUACCUAUAUUUAUUAUCGUUGGUCUUGAGAGCUCUCUUUGCAUUAUCGCACUUGUUAUUCUACUGUUCACUAUCCUAUUCUUACCCAGUGGCAUAUACAUAUUUUUGUAACGUGCGUAUUAUAGACUAAUCUAGUUAUAGUGUCUGGCGGUAAAUUAUGAUCUCUUAAUCAAUAUUAAUUAUUUCGAGUACCUAUAGUGAAGUCUCUUUAUUUAUAAUACUCAUAAGUUUUGUAGAUAUAAAUUACCUGUAAGAUUGGUUUCUAAAGUGUAGAAUCAGUUACUGUGAUUAUGUUUUUUAACGUUCCUGUAGAUGGGAAUAAAGCGGCCAGUAACUGGCUUUUACGGGUUUUCCCACAACGAUAGCGUACCUGUGUUGGCCAGUCUACCCUGACCAGACCCCUUUGGCACGGUCUAAUUUACGACAACUUAUUGGUAAUCUCGUUGUGAAAGAAAACCCUGUCGUUUAAUAAAAACUCAUUCGCAAUCAUGUAGAUACCCAUUAUAGAUGUGAUUUUAUUUCAUUGUAAGUACAAAAUUGUGCACAACCAGAUGUUUUAUAAGUGAAUGUUAGAUUUAAAAUUGCCUUUAAUGAUACAUUCUAUUGUAAUUACUAGUUUCAUGUGUUGAAUCACCAUGUUAUUCAUCUUUAUUUUAGAAUAAGAUGAUGUUUUGGAAACAAAUGUGCAAUCGCAAGAAAUAAAAACCAAUAGCAAUUGUUACAAUGUCAUCACCAAACAAGCAGUGAUAAAUACACAACAGGGUGAGCCUUUCAAUAAUGUUGGUCGUUAUGAAUUUAAGAUAUCGGACAAUAAUAUUACUAACUCGCUGGACUUGGGAACGAAAAAAACAAUUUCGAAUUUGUAUAACAUAAUAGUAUCUAGUCCUACUCUGGAAGAAACGCACAAAUUUUAGUGUAAAAAAGACUUAUUCCAAUUGGAACACCCGUAUCCCAACAGUAGGCAGCUGUAUCUUACUGAUGCUUUUGUUGGACAAAAAUAAAAGUAAAUAUUAGUCCACGUAAAUCAACUGUGCUCCUGAUGUACCGUUCUUAGAAUAGACUAGGUGCCAUUCAUACGGGUACCCUAAGUGCAAUAAGUCUAACAAAAAUUCUAAAACCUAAUGAUAUCGUUCCCAGUAGUUCAGCUUUCAAUAUUGUUGCAUAAAGUGCAGGAACUUUGUGACCUGUACUCGUGUUCGUCAGUAAAACUAACGCGACCAUACAUUUCUGUACAUGGCAAGAUUGUUCGAGUUUAUAAUGUUUUUACUGUUAUACAGAGACGAAGUCUCCGAUAGGCAAGGCUAGCGUAGAUAGGUUUUUAAAUAAAACAUGUUAAUCAAACGAGUGACAAUUGAAACGGAGAAGACUAAAUUCUAAACUUUUACGUAAUGUUGCAUCGCGUUAAAGUUAUUGAUAUACGAUGUUUGUUUAGGAAGCGAGUUGAAUUGCGACUUGCCGCUUGUUGGAGGGUCGCAAUCCUCUCGUCGCGCGACCAGUGUCCAAGAAACGAAGUUUUACAUUGUUAGGUGCGUAACAAUCAGCGUUGCGAUAGAGUGCAUCAUACCUAUCACAUCUCAUGUUACUAUCUAGAUCUUAGCGAAUUUUUCUAAAACGAAUACCGAUUUAUAUCAUAUAAACUAUCAUGGUUUACAUGAUAUAGUGUUCACAUGAUACCUAGAAAAUGGGUGCGAAAUCUUAACGAAUUUUUGUAAUUACGGUUAUUAUUUUAAGCCAUCUUUCUAUUUCACCAGAGUGAAAGAUGUUGUUGAUGUUCUAAAAUAUGUUUAGCAUAAGUAAGUAGCUAUUGUUAAAUCUCACUAAUUUUUACUAAAUUCUAUUUAAUAUAUUUGUAAAUACACUGACUAAAUUUCGAUUUAAUGUGUAUAUAAGAGAAAAAGAAAUUUUUAUUAAAUAUGAAAAUCACCUAAGGUGCGAAAAUACAAAUUGUUGACAACUGAAUUUCGGAGUUUGAUUACCCUUUCCUAUUAACAAAUAGAAAUCUACACAUGCGCUUUGGAAGCAGUAGUAGUUAUAAUUAGAUUUAAGUGAUGUGACGUCAA
Molecule: messenger RNA, 4359 nt
Organism: Amyelois transitella
Lineage: Eukaryota; Metazoa; Arthropoda; Insecta; Lepidoptera; Pyralidae
Gene: sr
Product: early growth response protein 3
Exons: 2
Coding region: 90-1223 (377 amino acids)
Biological process (GO): regulation of transcription by RNA polymerase II
Molecular function (GO): DNA-binding transcription factor activity, RNA polymerase II-specific; RNA polymerase II cis-regulatory region sequence-specific DNA binding
Source: RefSeq, a predicted model, not a curated record